Molecule: messenger RNA, 1882 nt
Organism: Musa acuminata AAA Group (dessert banana)
Lineage: Eukaryota; Viridiplantae; Streptophyta; Magnoliopsida; Zingiberales; Musaceae
Product: WAT1-related protein At3g30340-like
Exons: 6
Coding region: 620-1681 (353 amino acids)
Cellular component (GO): plasma membrane
Molecular function (GO): transmembrane transporter activity
Source: RefSeq, a predicted model, not a curated record
CGCCGGCAGAAUACGCCAAGGGCUCGCCGCCAUUCUGACGACGCCGUCACGUGCCGGUCGACCUCGCCCUCGCCAUUAUCCUCAUGGAAUUUGCCGAAAGAAGAGAACAACUCCCGGUCGAUACAUUGUACCAUGUGGGCGAAUUGCCCGCUGCAACACUUCCCAUCAUGGGGAGCGCAUCGAUGCUUGAGGAGACCAAAGCUCCCAUUCCCGGAGAUGCCACGCCUUCAGUCUCAAGGACAGAGAUGAGAGAAUUACACCGUUGCAAGAUCUUCGUGCACGUACUGCAGCUGCAUGCUAAUGUACUCGAACGGAGAUGGGUGAGCGUCAGAACUCGAGAACAGUAAAAGCUUCACGCCGUCCAAUGAUGGAACAGGGGAGAAGCAUCAUAGAGGGAACAUUUCGGCACCCAGAAGAGAACGUGGAAUUCCACCAGCAAAUAAUGCUCGAAUCAGCACGCCGUGAAGUAUUUGGUGCCGCUUCGAUGUGCGGCAUGUGACGUUCUCGUGCAGAUAUCAGCGGUGGAAGAGUAGAUUUCCAAUGGCGAUGCGUUCCCGCUCCCCGGCGGGCAUAAAUAGCCCGGCUCUGAUGGCCAACUCCUCAAAGCCCGGCACACGACAUGGCCUAUUGGAUCGAGUGGAGACCGGUGCUGGUGAUGCUGGCGGUGGACGUCGUGUUUGCGGUGAUGAACACGAUGAUCAAGAAGGCGAUCGACGAGGGGCUGAACAGGCUGGUGCUGAUCACGCUCCGGCAGCUGGUCGCCACUCUGUUCAUGGCUCCCAUCGCCUUCUUCCAUGAGAGGAAGACGAGGCCGAAGCUGACGAUGGAGAUCUGUGUGUAUCUAUUCUUCAGCGCCUUGCUCGGGGCGCCUCUGACGCAGUAUCUCUUCUACCUUGGAAUGCAAUACACCUCGGCGACGUUUGCAUGUGCUUUCCUCAACAUGGCUCCUGUCUUCACCUUCCUCAUAUCAUUAGCCCUGCGGAUGGAGUCUCUGAAUCUGAAGACCAAACCAGGGAUCGCAAAGACGCUCGGAACAUUGCUGUGCCUGAUAGGCGUGAUUGUGCUGACAUUGUACAAGGGUGUAGCCUUGAACAGCGACGCAUCGCCUCGAUCGACGGCACCGGAGCCGCAGCAGUCGUCGCCGGACGCCACGGACUACACCUCAAGGAAAUGGCUGAUGGGAUCCGUUGCGCUGCUUGCUGGUUCUUUCUGCUGGUCCGCUUGGUUCCCUCUCCAGUCCAAGGUCGGCAAGAAGUAUCCGGCUCUCUAUUCCUGCACUGCGCUAGUGUUCUUCCUCAGCUUCCUGCAGGCGGCUGCCAUGAGCGUGGCCGCAGAGAGGAGCCUCUCCGUGUGGCUGUUGCAGAAGAAGAUGGAGAUCGCCACCGUACUGUUUGCGGGGUCCAUGGGAUCUGGACUCGGCUUCUUGGCCAUGUCAUGGUGCGUGGAGCAGAGAGGGCCGGUGUUCACUGCGGCGUUCACGCCGCUCGUGCAGAUCAUCGUUGCGGGCAUCGACUGCGCCGUCCUCCAUGAACAGAUCUACCUCGGGAGUGUUCUGGGAUCGGGUCUGGUGAUUGCCGGCCUCUACUCAUUGCUGUGGGGUAAGAACAAGGAACCUGGUAUCCGUGAAGCCAAGCCAGCAGAUGGGAAUGGGGAGAACCAAGUGCAGCUGCAGACAGCGUGAAGAACCAACAUCUUCUUCUCUUUAGCUUUCCCAAAAGGCUGCUUUUAGCUUGCGAUGCAUACAUAGAUGCUUAGAAAAGGAGAGAGGCCAAACUCCUCGUGUUGUGCGGCAGAGGUAUUUUUUUGCUUGGAUGAUGUAAGUUUCUGGCCACGGAGAGAGAACAGUAUUAAGCUUAUGAUAAGGUCCUAAAGUUUUAUCGUG